GAACGAAUGGACCAAGAUGCUCUGCAGAAUUUCUGUGACUGCAAGAACCUAUUGGCUCAUCAUCGUUGUCUCCUCACCUGGAUUAAGGAGGGUCUCGGAAAUGAAGACAAGCCAAAGUGCAGCGUGUGCAAUGCAGAGGAACGGAAAGGUGGGCGGAGCUAAGGAGAACUGAGCCAGCGCUGAUUGUUGGAUUGGAUGCACCUGGAAGCUGGGGGUUUAAAAGCACAGCUUCACCAUUCGGGAGACAGCUCACGUUAGCUCAUGGCUGCACGGCGAAUGCUCCUUCCUCACGCUGGCAUUGUGUUUUGUAUUUGGUUGUUGGCUUGGACACUUGUUAAGUAGGCCUGCAUUUGGUUGUUGGCUUUUACACUUGUUAAAAAGGCCUGUAUUUGGUUGUGGGUUUUGACACUUGUUUAAAAGGCUUGCAUAAGUCUUCGUAAAAUAAGGUAAUUAAUAAAUAUUGUAUGUAAUGUAUGUAAUUCCCUGCUUGUUAUCAGUAACGCUGGUUUUAUGUAGGUUACAACCAAAUAUAUAAACCUACUUCCUUGUUUUAAAUGGCUGAAUUUGUUUGUCGGAUAUGACCCACAAAAGCAAACUGACAUUUCGCAAUCUGGGUAGGAUGAUAUGCUUGAUAAUAACAACACAAAGAUUUGACUAAAUAUUUUUGCAUGGCCUAAUUGGGGGAAUUCAAGUUUCCAGCCAUCUCCGCUUUCUAGAUCUGGUCAGUGCCAGAUUUUGUGGGUUGAGUUUUCAUAACAGCCUCUGUGGGUGUGAGCAUGCUGAAGUCACCCAGGAAUGUGAAAACACUUCCGCUGAAACAUACAUCAUUGUACACUAUGCUGGGGGAGUGGAGGAGGGCAGAGUUUUAGCCAUUGUGUUCCUACACUUGGUUGGUGAACAAUGGAGGGAGGGAGUCCACAAAGAUAAGUUCCUGGGGCACGGAGUAGAGGAGGGUGUUCGUGGAUUUAAGGAGUAUGCACUUUCUGGCUAAUGGGAUGCAUCCGUUGUCAUGACAGGCCAUUUCUGACCUCUUUCAAGAUGACAGUUAGCUCAGCUAAUAUUAGCUAUUGAUAGCUAGCUAGCUUGUUAAUUACUAGUAGCUACAAAGCUACAAAGCUAUUCAACUUAAAACAAAAAAGAUAUAUAUAUAUUAUGUAUAUGGGGCAUUCUACCGAAUUAGUUCAAAGUGCGGUCCCACAACAAGAAAAACUAUUUAACAAAACAAUUAAGUAUUCAGACAUAGAUAUUUACUAAGAAUAUGUUAUGGUCUAUUUAAACCCAAGGCAUUAAAUUAGAUAGUGAUAAGCUAAAUAUAUACAAAAGCAUCAUUUAUAGGGUACUUUCUAUUGGGAAGUAGCUGUCCCAAACCCUGACAUCUAAAUUUCAAUUUCUGUAAAUACAAACUAAAAAACAUUUUUUUAGAUUUUGUUCAAUGGUGUAUUUCAAAGAUCUUUAUGAUUAAGUUUAAACAGAAGUUGGAAGAUUUAGAUUUAUUGUGGGUUUAAUUUUUUAAUUAAAAAACUAUACUCAAAAAAUCAUGUCCCCAGUUUUCACGUCACUACCGAAACACAAGAGUUUUAGUCCAUUGGCUGAGCCUGGUUUUUAGCCACACCCCUGCAUUUUUGACCAGGCAGUGACACUGCAUCCCUGUCCCUCAUGGCUGAAUGGUAAGUAGCUAAAUCCCAUACUUUUGAUAUAAAUCUCUUCCAAAAUCUUAAAAUCGGCGUGUAACCUUAAGAAUUGUCACUACCGAACACAUAUUCUCUUCAAUUAAGUAAACUUUUUGGGGUUUUAUGCAAAGUAUUAUGUUUUUAUGUGUGUACACCUCUUCAAAGACGUGUAUGCUAGCCAUGUGCUUGCUAGCAUUCUUUAGUUAUGCUCAAAGUUAGCUAGAAUUGUCCCUACCGAAACAGUCACUACCGAAACAAAUGGUAAAGUUUCGGUAGUGACAUGAUCAUUUCGGUUGUGACAAAAUGGAAUGGUAAGUAGUUAAAUCCCAUCAUUUUGAAAUAAAUGUGUUCUAAAGUCUGAAAAUCAGUGUGUAACUUUAAGAAUGGAACACAUAUUCUCUUCAAUAAAGUAAACUUUUUGGGGUUUUAUGCAAAAUAUUAUGUUUGCAAAGCUAUUGCUAUAGCCAUGUGUCUGCUAGCAUUCUUUAGUUAUGCUAGCAAAAUGGAAUGUUCAAUCAUCUAUUUUCAGUGUUUCCCUUACCAUUGCCUUGGAGGGACCUCCCGUCCAUCCUGAAAGACCCCAAAAGCCAAAAAUACGGACUUUUAGACCGUUAAUGUUUUUAGCAUAAGUCAAUGGAGUUUAACAUAACGAGAAUUAGCAUCGUGGCUAGUGGACAUUUUUGUUUGAGUGAGAGAUGAUGAAAUGAAAAUAGUUUGUUGCCGUAGUUAGCUAGGGCUACAUAAGUAGUGUGACCACAGCUUAGUCUAUGUCUUCUGAUGUUGGUAACUAUGUAGGCUAACAUUCGCUAGGCUAUGUUUUGUGGACUAAAUGGUAAACAUGUAGAUAAUGCUGAUUUCUAUCUGAAAUUGUUCAGGGAGAAAAAAUCAUAAGACACCAACAUGCCAAAAGGAAUUAGAAAAAGUGGAGCAGAGAGGCUGAGAGAAUACAGACAAAGAGUGAGGGAUGACCCAGUGAAACACCAAGAAUAUUUAAGGAAGGAAAGAGAAAGAAAUAAGAAACGAAAGGAAGAAGGAAAGUUGAAAUGUAUCAGCGAUUUAUCCAACAGGGAGCAAAGGAAGGUCAGAAAAUCAUGGAGGAAAAGACAGCAAAAGCACAGGGUGUUGGUGAAAAGACAGAGCGAGAUGGAGACAUUUUGCAGGGCUUCCACACCACCUAGCACUUCUAGUGAGGCUGAUCAGACACCAGAGCAUAGGCCUGCACACCAGAAAAGGACGAGAAGUGCAACUAGUACUUCUAGCGAGGCUGAUCAGACAACAGAGCAUAGACCAGCAGACAAGAAAAGGAGAAGGGCAAAAAUGUAUAACUACAGAAAAUUACAGAAGCUAAAGCAGAAGGUCAAAGACAUGCAGCGGAGGGAAGCAAAAUAUAAAAAAAGGUGUCAGAGGUUAAGGUUGAGGUUGACAUCAGACAAGUCAAAUUGUUCCCCAAGAACGACUCGGAAAACUCGGAAGGAUGUACAGAAGCACAGAGUUCCUGCUCAUAUCAGAAAGACCCUUCUUUUUCACAAUACACUUAUGCACCAAAUGAAGAAAAAAUACAAGUCUGUCAGCUAUAAAGAGAAAAAUGCAUUCAGAAGAGCUCAGACAGGUUGCUCAGAAAAUACAAACUUGUUAAUUUGCUCAGAAAAACAGGAGGUAUCUCCCACAAAGAGUUCAACAAGACUGUAGACAAGCCACAGCCGAGGUUCACCUAUCAGAGAACUGGUAAUAAAAAGACCAUGGACAUAGUCAAAAUGUUCUUAAGUCGAGAUGACAAUAGUCGGGCAUCAGCGGGGAAGAAUGAAACAAUCACAAGAUUCAAAAAGAAGAAACAAAAGAGGUUCCUCUCUGACACGAUGCUGAAUUUGCAUCAGAAGUUGAUGCUGGAAAUGCCUCAUCUGAAGCUGUCCUAUUCGCUUUUCUGCAGGACAAAACCUUUUUGGAUUGUUGCCCCAAACACCAACAACAGGGAGACAUGUGUCUGCAAACUGCAUGACAAUGCCCAAAUGAAAGCAGACAGGCUCAAGCACCUUGGCAUUAUUAACUCACCGAGCUUGAGCAAAGUCGCAGAGGAGUUGUGCUGUGACACUCAGGCUAAAGCUUGCAUGUACAGGGAAUGUCUCUCAUGUAAGAACAAGUCUCUCUCACACACCACAAGUACUGGUACAUCAGGAACAGAAGUCACAUGGUGGUACCAGUGGUUCACGAAAAAAGAAGAUUAUGAAAAAGAAAAGGACGGAGAAAGAGAGAAGAUCACUGUGACAAAAACGGUUAAACAGAGAUGUGAGGGCAGCCCAGAGCACCUUUUGGAAGAUUUUGAGAGAGAAAUGAAAGCCAAAGUGUGCAAGCACCUCUUCAACAUCCAUCAUCAGUACACACAGCUACAAUCCCUGCACCGAUCUCUGAAAGAAGACGAAGCUAUUCUUCACAUUGACUAUGCAGAAAACUGGCAGUGCAAAUAUGCAAAGGAGGUGCAGCAAGUCCAUUUUGGAGCAUCCCACAGGCAGACUACACUGCACAAUGCUGUUGUGCACACCAAAGAUUGUACACUGACAUUCUGUGCCUUGUCACCUUCCAUGAAGCAUGAUCCUCCUGCGAUUUGGGCUCAGCUUGAACCAGUUCUUCAGUUCCUGAAGGAGAACCAUGCGAAGAUCCAAAAGCUCUUCUUCAUCAGCGAUAGGCCGACCAUGCAAUAUAGAGGAAAGAACUUCUAUCUCUUGAGCACCAUUCCUUUCCAGAUGGGAUUUACCGCUGUAAACUGGAGUUUCCUGGAAGCUGGUCACGGGAAAGGGCCUGCCGAUGGCGUUGGAGCCACCAUGAAGAGAACUGCUGAUUCACAGGUAGCCAGGGGUACUGACAUACCCACAGCGAAAGCCCUCUAUGACACACUCCUUCCUCUCACCAAAGUCAAGCUCCUCUACAUGGAGGAAGACCAGAUAAACAGAGUAAGCACACUCCUUCCAAAAGAGCUGACCACCAUCAAAGGUACACUGAGCAUUCAUCAAGUAAUCUGCACUACGCCUGGCACGAUCCAUUAUAGAGUGCUCAGCUGCUUCUGCAACAAGAACAUCUGAACCAACAGCCCCAGAAGAUGGAAGCCAUUCCACCUCAAGCUCUGGGUGUGAAGGGACUCUCUGUCCAGUUGAUGACGUCACUAAAGACCUUGUUGGAAAGUGGUGUGUCAUCACAUAUGACGAUGACCCAUAUCCUGGAAUCAUUGAAGACAUAGAAGAAGGUGAUUUGUACAUCUUUUCUUUUUUUCCUCACAUAUUUCAACAUUUAGUUACAUUGCAUGAUAUUUCUCUCUUUCCAUUUAUUCUCACUUGGCCAUCUUCCGUUCUCAUAUUCCCAUUCCCUUUGAAUCAAACUUUAUUUCAUAGUCUUAUACGAUUGCAAUACAAGCAAUACUUAUCAUGUCUCGCCCAAUGUCCUUUUAUUUUACCCGUUAUCUGUCUGCAGGUGCCCUUGAGGUCACACUACAUUGGGCGAAACCUCUUUUUUUGGCCGCGACUAGAGGACAAGAUCUGGUACACAGUGGACAAGGUCGUCACCUUAACCCCCUCACCAGAAAACGUCACACAGAGGCAUGUCCAGAUCAGCCCAAGAGUGUUCACCGCAGUAUGUGAAAAACUAAAUUUGUGAAUGGAUUUGUGAUGGUGUCUGACACUGAACACCCUUAAACAUACAGUACAACAAAUGUCUCUCUCACUCCCUGUGUGUGUGUGUGUGUGUGUGUUCUCUGCUGUGUUUGUGUUUUGUGUGUGUGUGUGUUCUCUGCUGUGUUUGUGUUUUGUGUGUGUGUGUGUAUUUGUUUAUUUUCCCUGUGUGUGUGUCCACUCUCAUUCCAUUCGCCUGGCUGUAAAGAGUAUCCAGAGCGAUAGCGUCUUUUAAGAUUGCAAGAUGGCUUAACCACUCAAGACCCGUUUUAUGAUGGCUUACAAUAAGCAGGUGCUCACUACCAGCAAUAACGUCAGACAUACUAGUAAUGUUUGAAGCAACAUGAAGACCAGUUGCUGUUUUAAUGAAAUCCUGAUGGUUCUCUGUUACAAUUGCGCGCGUGCAAGUGGUGAAAUUUGUGUUCAUGAUCAGUUCAUUCAUUCAGAUUCAACUGCAUAUCACUUUCUGGUGUAUUUUUCUUUAAGAUGUUGAAUCUAUUUGUUACAAACCUUUCGAGGAUACAUUGGUUAGCGUUCAGAAGCCUGACAGCAACAGCAUAAUAUCAGUUAUUUGUCAAUGUUUUCUUCUUCUCUUUUACUGAACCCACUUGGGUAAUUAUUUUCCAUUGAUAAGUAAUGUUUGUACUUUAAAUGGUUAUGGAUGAACAAUUGUUAUGUCUUCAAAAAUAAAAUUAUUCUAUUGACCACAAAA
Conger conger (European conger) is the source of this 6038-nucleotide messenger RNA. RefSeq lists its product as uncharacterized. The transcript has 3 exons. Gene Ontology annotation, molecular function: zinc ion binding. Bases 3410 to 4744 code for a protein of 444 amino acids. The record is from RefSeq and is a predicted model, not a curated record. NCBI's taxonomy places the organism in Eukaryota, Metazoa, Chordata, Actinopteri, Anguilliformes, Congridae.